AUGCGAGUUGAUGUUCAACUAGCUGAUCUCGCCAGCUUCGAUCGGAAGAAGCUGGACAAGGAGGCCACCUUCGCGGAGGGCCUCGUGAGGCAAUUCUCGGACCUGUUCAAGCCAGAGCAGAAAGAGCCAAGCCCAGAGGAGCUGGAGGCUUUGCAGCGGCAAGAGGAGAGCAGCGAGGCCACGGCCAAGGCGCUUCAGUCUUUGAGGCUGCAGGUGCUGGCAGGAGAGGAGGAUGAGCAAGGCGUGCCCAUCCGGCGCGCUGCCCCUAUCUCAGUGCUGCAGUCGAAGGCCCGCACAGUGCCGCCUCGGGGCGGCAGGGAGGGCAUUUGA
Molecule: messenger RNA, 330 nt
Organism: Effrenium voratum
Lineage: Eukaryota; Dinophyceae; Suessiales; Symbiodiniaceae
Source: the annotation of a GenBank genome assembly